AUGAACGACCCACCGGCGCAGCAUCGCAAGGGCGUCAAGCAGCGCAGCCCCGAUGAGUGGAAGGACCGGCUCAGGGCGGACGUCAUCGAGCGAGUCCGCGCCAGUCGCACCGCCAUCCUCUCCAGGGCGCGGGGCGGCACCGCCGGCGAAUCCCCCGCCUUGUUCCGCGACGGCGUGCGCCUCGAGCUCGCCGACAUACUCGCCGACGAGGUGACCCGCGCCGAACGACACCAUCGGCCGGACGCGACGCCGGAGAGACGAGACGCGUCGCCCGCGCCGUCCACGUCCGACGACGGCAUGUGGAACGACGACCCCAUCGUCAAGCCACGGUCGCGCCGGUCGCCGUCGCCGGCACAGCUGUCGUCGCCGGCGCUGUCUUGGGACGAACACGCGGGCACGAAGCUCACCUCCGUGGAGUACGAGGACCUCAUGCUCGCGAUGCACGAAGCCGUCGAGGAGGACCUGAGACGGGAGGAAGCCGCGAUGCUCGCGGCGGAGCUCGAGUCGGUGGAGGCGCAGGAGGCUGACGAACUCGCGGCGGCGGUGGCAUCGUUCGAGGCGUGGACCGUGGACUCCAUCGCCGCGGGCGCACAGCUGUCGUCCGGAGGUGGGGACUCGACGCCGGCUGUGCCGUGCCCCGUGUGCUCGACGCGAAGGGUGCUCAUGACGGACGACGUCCUGUUCUGCGGAUGCGGGAACUUUCGGCUGGCGCGGGGGGAGGUGCCGGGGGAGCGGCGCGUGCGCGCUCGAGCGGGAAACCGGGGCGGAUCGGGGAGCUCGGCGAAAGACGGGUUAUUAGAUGCAUCCUCGAGGGAGGCGAGCUUCGGGCUGGACCACCUGCGUCGGCGGUUGGCGGAGACGUACGCGGCGCACGCGGAGAACGGCGGGUGCGACGACGCGAGGGCGCUGGCGUUCGACGUGCGGAACGCGUUCGGGGUGGAGGCGCUGUGGGCGGAGUGCGGUAGGUGCGGCUUCAUCGAGACGGUGAUGUGACGGCGCCGGGCGCGAGUAGUUGUACCAGUAGUCCGUGUAGUAUUAGUUCCUGAUGAGCACCG
Messenger RNA from Micromonas commoda, 1055 nucleotides. RefSeq lists its product with no specific name. Gene Ontology annotation, cellular component: nucleus. The transcript is spliced from 2 exons. Lineage: Eukaryota; Viridiplantae; Chlorophyta; Mamiellophyceae; Mamiellales; Mamiellaceae. The coding region runs from base 1 to 993 and encodes 330 amino acids. The record is from RefSeq and is a predicted model, not a curated record. Gene Ontology annotation, biological process: protein import into nucleus.